UUUCCCUAGGUCAUCUCACAAAGCUUUGCUCUUCUAGUCUUUUUCUCUUUAAUUUCUCUCAAUUACUCAUCAUAUUCCCCUCUUUCUGUAGAUAUCUACACUGAUAUCAUGGAGAACAAAGCCCUCUUUAGGCUUCUUGUUAUUCUUCUGGCUCUUUUCUUCGUUGUAUUUGUUGCUGCUGUUCCUGCAACCAGAAGCUCCAUGAUCGGGAAAAUUGAUCCUUUAGUGCAAGAUCAUCUGGCUAAGGAGGAUCUUGUUAUGUGGUUAAGGAAUAGCGAAGAUGAAAUGAAAGAAGGGACUUUAGAGACCAGAAUGUUGAUGGAUGUUGUGGACUACCCUGGAACAAGACCAAAUCCAGCCCAUUAUCCAAAAUCUCCUGGAAAGCCUUGACUUCAUGUAUGAUCUUGGAAAUCAGGGUUUUGACUAGUUAUUUAGUUUGAGUACUGGAAGUGUCUAGAUGAUGUGUGGUUUGGGUUUGUAAUGGUUUGCAAUGCUGAAAAUGUGACCUGUCUGUAUGAAAAAUCUCUAAUCUAAGGUCUGUCCUAGUUAAGUUGUUAAUUAGUUUGGCUUAAGUGCUUUGGUAUUAUAAAAAGUUUGUUGUAAGAUAUAUGAAAGGUGUAUGAGCUAAAUCUGAGGUUUGUACUGGUUGAUGAUAAACCUUGAUUCCAUAGUGAAAUGUGAACAAGGUAGAUUGUGUUUA
Glycine soja is the source of this 700-nucleotide messenger RNA. RefSeq lists its product as uncharacterized. Bases 109 to 390 code for a protein of 93 amino acids. The record is from RefSeq and is a predicted model, not a curated record. The transcript has 3 exons. NCBI's taxonomy places the organism in Eukaryota, Viridiplantae, Streptophyta, Magnoliopsida, Fabales, Fabaceae.